AUGACUCUGUACACAGCAAUCGCUAGCACAACGGCAAUCACGACGGCAACCACAACGCGCAAACGUCCUGGAUCCGCGCGUUCCGUGAACCAACCACAUAGUUGGAAUGCAUAUUCAGAUACAACAUUUGCGUUCCAAAAUAACGGUCAGCCCGUUAAGCGUGUACAUGGGUAUUACCCAGUACGAAACAACGGCCAAACUUCAAAGGUUGUGCCUAACAGGCGGCCAUUCUCUGGACCGCCUAACGCUGGCAUGCGGCUUAUGCCGCCGACAACUGAUAGCCGCGUAUCUGACGACUGUUUGGUUUCUGGAUCGCCCGUUUUUUCUUACAAUGUACCACGCAUUAAGCGCGGACUUUUAUUGUAA
Messenger RNA from Paraglomus brasilianum, 366 nucleotides. Lineage: Eukaryota; Fungi; Glomeromycota; Glomeromycetes; Paraglomerales; Paraglomeraceae. The record is from the annotation of a GenBank genome assembly.